AUGUUGCUUUACUACUAUCUCUCGCUUCUACUCGGGUCGAUCCACAUCACCAACACCAAAUCGUUCUCUCUCAACUCGCCAGCCCUGCCCAAUUCGAACCUUGCAUACGAGCCCUACCACUGGCCUCGCAAAAUCUACGGCUUCUUCGUCAACCAUUCCCGACACCUCCAGGCAGCUGCCCACGCCACCACCGACGACUCCUCCAACGACCACCAGCACUCAAUCAUCGGGUCCGGAUGGCUGCCGGACAGAAAGAAACAGGAUCGACCGAUUGAAAAUGGCUCGGGAGUCGGGGCCACUACGACGUCGACGCAGAGACGGUUUCCCGCCAUCUACGCCCUGAUGCGGCACCUGCAGCGCACGGAUCGGGUGUGGGUGCCCGUGGCGCUUUUGUUUGUGAUGUCGUGGUUGGCGGUCAUGGCGAUGGGGGUGGUCGAGUGCGUUGGCAUGUGCUGGGAGAAGUCGAUGCAGAGGCAGGGACGAAGGCGUGAAGGGCUGGAUGGGAGGGUUUUGUUCGACGAGGGACUUUUGGAAGAGGUGGUGAUCGAGGCGGUGCCAAUGGAUGAGGACGAUGAGGAUAAUGAAGCUGGAGGGGAUGAAUAUGGGAUGUUGAAAAAGGCAUGA
Aspergillus steynii IBT 23096 is the source of this 624-nucleotide messenger RNA. RefSeq lists its product as uncharacterized. Bases 1 to 624 code for a protein of 207 amino acids. The transcript has 2 exons. The record is from RefSeq and is a predicted model, not a curated record. Lineage: Eukaryota; Fungi; Ascomycota; Eurotiomycetes; Eurotiales; Aspergillaceae.